AUGGGUGGGUGGCUAGAGACUCGGGGGCGACGUCGCAGGAGACCUCCUUCCCGGUACUCCCUCGGUCCCCCACUGGCCCGGCUGAGUCAGCCGUGGGCCAGACCGACCGAAGAGGGAGGAGAAGGCCAGGUGGAGGUCGUCCCAGGCCUAAGUUGCUGUCCUGCAGAGCAGGGAGUUCCCGAGUCCGGUGUUCCCGAGUCCGGAGUUCCCCAGUCCGGUGUUCCCCAGUCCGGAGUUCCCCAGUCCGGUGUUCCCCAGUCCGGAGUUCCCCAGUCCGGUGUUCCCGAGUCCGGAGGUCCCCAGUCCGGUGUUCCCGAGUCCGGAGUUCCCGAGUCCGGUGUUCCCGAGUCCGGAGUUCCCCGUUCCGGUGUUCCCGAGUCCGGAGUUCCCCGUUCCGGUGUUCCCGAGUCCGGAGUUCCCCAGUCCGGUGUUCCCCAGUCCGGAGUUCCCCAGUCCGGUGUUCCCGAGUCCGGAGUUCCCCAGUCCGGUGUUCCUGAUCAUUCUGAAGCUGCAGGGCAACACAAAUUAUUCGACUGGCUGAGGGCACCAUGA
Triplophysa dalaica is the source of this 552-nucleotide messenger RNA. Its product is annotated as SR-related and CTD-associated factor 4-like. NCBI's taxonomy places the organism in Eukaryota, Metazoa, Chordata, Actinopteri, Cypriniformes, Nemacheilidae. The record is from RefSeq and is a predicted model, not a curated record. The coding region runs from base 1 to 552 and encodes 183 amino acids. The transcript has a single exon.